This is a messenger RNA of Symbiodinium necroappetens, 446 nucleotides long. The record is from the annotation of a GenBank genome assembly. NCBI's taxonomy places the organism in Eukaryota, Dinophyceae, Suessiales, Symbiodiniaceae.
AUGGCAGCGCCGAGCACGGAGACGCUCAAGAUCGCCGAUGGUACCACGAUGGAGAUUACAAGGCUUCCUGACAUCGAUGAUGCGACAUGGGCAGAGGUGAAGCAGUAUGUGGAGAGCAAUCCCGAAACUGCCAAAUCUCUGCAGAACUUCGCGAAGAAUCCCGAGGCGAUGCGUGGCUGGCUUCAAACGCAGGCCAUUGCAGAGCAUUACAACACGUGGGAGUCUCAGAACAGGAAGCUCACCAGUGGAGAUGCACCCGUCCAGGAUCGCGUCAAGUCUUUGGAACAGGAUCCCGAGCUGAAGGAGAUGUUCGAGGACAUCAAGAAAAACGGUAUGGAGGCUGCCAUGAAGUAUUACCAGGACGAGACCUUGAUGCUGAAGAUCUCACAGAAGAUGGGAGGCCUACCAGAAGACCUCCAGCCUGUUCUGAGAAAGAUCGAGGAGCC